CAGUAGUUGCUCACUCGGCUGCUUGUUGUGUCUCAGUUUUUCUUUAUCGAGAAGUGUUCAUAAUUUUCAUGAAAAAUAACGGAAAAUGUCGUGUAACUGUAAAAAUUUAUAUUGAAUCGUUCUGACUUAAUUAAAAUAAAUCAGUCAGCGUGUACACUUAGUUAUAGUGAAUUAUGUGUGUUAAACAUAACAAGACGGGAAUGAAACAUACUUGGGCUUUGUAGUAAUUAAAUAAACAGAUAUCGGCAAUAAUGGAGCAUGCCGAUCUGGUGUCAGAAAUGGCACAGGUGGAGCAUCUCACAACGCAGGAGAGGCUUCACCUAGCUCGCAGACGGCGCAUGCAACAGCUCAAGAUAUGGCAGCAAAGGGAAAAGGAGUGGGCGAGGAUCAAAACGAAAAGAGAGAAGAGCAACAAGAGAUGUAUAUACUUCAGUGAUAGUGUGAUGCUGCUUGAGGCUGCCGCGAGGAAUGAUAUCGAAGAAGUGCGACGUCUAUUAGCCCGUGGCGUGACGCCAGACGCAACAAACGAAGACGGUCUCACAGCGCUCCACCAAUGCUGUAUAGACAACAACGAAGCCAUGAUGCGUCUCCUACUAGACCACGGCGCGAACGUAAACGCAGAAGACAGCGAGAAAUGGACGCCAUUACACGCGGCAGCUACUUGUGGCAAUCUCAAUCUGGUUCGAAUUUUAAUACAACGGGGAGCUAAUCUUCUAGCAGUUAAUGGAGAUGGAAACAUGCCAUACGAUAUAUGUGAAGAAGAAAGAACGCUAGAUGCAAUAGAAAGUGAGAUGGCCGCUAGAGGAGUGACUCAAAGACUCAUAGAUGAAACGAGAGCAGCUACGGAGAUGAAAAUGCUUAUGGAUGUCGCGGAAAUGGUCAAGCAGGGGAUGGAUCUGGAUGAGCCGAGAGAUAACCAAGGUGCGACUUUGUUGCACAUAGCGUCCGCGAACGGUUACAUCAAAGUAGUGGAGUUCCUUCUAGAGCAUCGGGCGUCCACCGACGUGGUGGAUCAUGAUAUGUGGCAGCCGGUGCAUGCGGCCGCUUGUUGGGGACAUUUAGAAGUAUUAGAACUAUUAGUACAAUAUGGAGCUGAUCUCAAUGUAAGAAAUAAGCACGAUGAAACACCUGCAGAUAUAUGCGAAGAAGGCGAGAUGCGUGGCCGUAUAGCUCGUUUAGCGGCAGAACAAGAGGAAGUACGGAGACGCGCAGCUAGCGGUGCGGGCGACCGGCUGCGGACUGCACGACGGUCCAGCUCUACUGCUUCCACUAGCAGGGUGCGGUCGGUGCGUCGUACGUCACUGCGCGAGAAACAGCUCGCGGCGAAGGCGGACGCGCGGGGCGAAGCGAGACUGCGGGAGACGUUCGAUUCCGCUGUCGAUGAUGAGUAUCAGGGUUUGGCGAACGGCGUCGACAACGAUCCGAACACAAGUCUAUCAGCUGACAUAUCCAACACGAGACUGUCCAUCAGUUCAACGACCUCCAACCAGAGCUACGACUCUGAGAACGUCGACUACGCCGUGCCCAAACAGCCCUACCCGCGUACACACCGCACGAACGACACCGACGCGAACGAAACCCCGUACGGCCAGCCGAAGAUUACGAACCCCCUGUUCGGUGUGAACGCGGCCUCGCACUACUCGCCGGCGCCCAUACAGACCAUACAAGAGAACGAUGGUAAACAUUACGAACGAACUCUGCCCAACGGCGUAAGGAAAGCACCCGAGGGCCAAGACAACGAGGCGUUCAAGAACGAAGACCAGCUCGAUGGUAGGAAAGAGGUGGUAAUACCAAACCAGAUUGCGAUCGCCGACGGCAGUACGGCGACGUACACGACAGACAAUAAUGGUAAAAUCAAUGUUCAUGUCACCGUCAUGAUUAACGCAGGAACGCUAGCGGAUUUGAAGAAACAACGCGCCCAAAUAAGAACAAACGGCAGUCCAAUAGAGUCUUGUAUGAAUUCAAAUAACCACAGUCUAAGUUCGAUACCAGAAUCGAAACAGGAACAUAACUCAGUACUAACGCCUAGUACGGGCGCAGUGCCAAGGUUUUCAGGGCACACAAGCGAUGUCGUCGGCGAUACUAAGUCUCAUCGGUGCUGUAUAAUAAUGUAAUAAAAAAUAAAAAACAGAUUUCAAACUGAUGGUACUGAACGUUCUAUGCUCUGUGGUCUAUGGCUUUUAUUAUCUGUAAAUGUUGUUUACCACGUUUUUACUCUGUGACCACAGCCUAUGGCAGCUUUUA
Molecule: messenger RNA, 2244 nt
Organism: Colias croceus (clouded yellow)
Lineage: Eukaryota; Metazoa; Arthropoda; Insecta; Lepidoptera; Pieridae
Gene: MYPT-75D
Product: protein phosphatase 1 regulatory subunit 16A
Exons: 10
Coding region: 252-2114 (620 amino acids)
Cellular component (GO): cytoplasm
Molecular function (GO): protein binding; phosphatase regulator activity; enzyme inhibitor activity
Source: RefSeq, a predicted model, not a curated record